Messenger RNA from Phytophthora infestans T30-4, 894 nucleotides. RefSeq lists its product as uncharacterized. NCBI's taxonomy places the organism in Eukaryota, Oomycota, Peronosporomycetes, Peronosporales, Peronosporaceae. The transcript has 2 exons. The record is from RefSeq and is a predicted model, not a curated record. Bases 1 to 894 code for a protein of 297 amino acids.
AUGGCCGAACCAUACAAGGCGUCGUUCGUGAACUCGUCGGCCUAUGGGUUCUGCGUGUUUGAUGCGAAACGAUUGCCCGAGCUCAAGCAGCAACUGCUGCUGAAGGCAGCGCAGUUCGGUGAGGACCGACUUCGUGGGACCAUUUUGUUGUCGACUGAAGGAGUGAACAUUCGGCUAUCGGGGACACCAGAAGCUGUGGAGGCCAUGAAGGACACAAUUGCUAGCAUUCACUCGGAAAUCCGUGGCUUGGAGUUUAAAGAUUCGUACUCCGAUCGCAUGACGCUACCGAGGAUGCUGGUGAAGGUCAAGAAGGAGGUGAUCUCGAUGGGAAUGAACGAAGUAAACCCAGCAGUGGACGGACUGGCAGCACACGUUUCCGCUGAAGAGUUCAAGACGUGGAUGGAUGAUGGCAAGGAUAUGGUAGUAUUGGACACGAGGAAUGAUUACGAAGUGAGACUGGGUACGUUUGAGAAAGCAGUAGACCUGAAUAUCAAAAGCUUCCGCGCGUUUCCAGAGGAAGCACGGGCGCAGCUACAACAGGUUCCCAAGGAGAAACCGAUUGUAAUGUUUUGCACUGGUGGUGUUCGAUGCGAAAAAGCGUCGUAUGCUUUGCUGAACGACGGUCACAAGGAGGUGUAUCAACUGGAUGGUGGUAUUCUCAAAUACUUUGAGAAAGUGGGCGGCGCACACUACAAGGGCGACUGCUACAUCUUCGACGACCGUGUGGCGCUCAAGCCAGACCUCACCGAGGCGGCGGUAGAAUCCUGUUUUACGUGCCGCAGUCCGCUGACCGAAGAAGAUCAACACUCCCCCGAUUAUGAACCGAACAAGCACUGUCCGUUCUGCAAAAAUGGUAAGCAGGACUUUCGGUAUGUAGGAAAGCAGCGGCCGUAG